AUGACUGUUUCGGUCGAGGUCUCAAUUGUUGAGUUGUCCGACAACAAAUUUCAGUUACCUUUGAUUUGGAGAUUCCAUUUUGAGAUCAGUAAACCACUGGCAUUGGUGGACGGGCGUGAUUCAGGACCAGGUCAGAAAUCCACAGAAACAGACAUUGAGACUAUAAAAGAAAUAUAUAAAUGCAAACUCUGCAAAUUUACGUCAGUGGAUAUGGAUAGGUAUAGGAUACAUUUAAAAAUGUUACACUGCCCGUACUGUGACGUUGUUAAGACAGGCAAACAUUUUGAAACCCACGUUAUUUCCAAACAUAGGGUACAAAACAAUAUCGAAAAAAAGAUUCAGUUUUCAGACAAGACGAUUAAGCGUUAUUUAAAGUUAAAGAAGUAUGUUUGUAUGCAAUGUAGUUACAAUACAACAUGUCACAAAGAGUUGGUUAAACAUAAGAAAGAACAUUGGGAGGAUUUACCUUGUCCUUACUGUGAAUACACUACAAAGGAGAAGUUGGCCUUUCAAAAACACGUGUGUAGAAUGCACAAGGAUCAAAAUGAAAUUGAAAAGAAAGUUGAAAUCACCGUUAAAAUGUAUACGUGCCAUAAUUGUGGUUACGCUCAUCCAGAGUUGGGGCAUUACAAAUCGCAUAUUAAAACAUGCAAAAAAUCGAAAUUUGAAUGCCCUGAAUGCUUUUAUACCACAAGUAAUAUAUCAGAACUUCACACUCAUAUAAGAGAUCAUAAUAAACAACAUUUGAUAUGCACCUAUUGCCUCUCCAAAGCAAAAUGUCGCCGUUUGAUUUAUGGCAAAGCAAAAUUCUGCCCAUAUUGCACCUAUUCAACUAAAAGCAAUAGCUGCAUUCAAAUGCAUGUUUAUAACAAGCAUAAGCAGCAAAAUAAGGUGGAGAAGAAGUUUUUGAUCACACAAAAAGUUGUAAAAUGUAAAUUUUGUUCAUAUAAUACAAUAAAUAAAAGUACCUUGAAUUCCCAUGAGAAGAUUUGUAAGGAGGUUCAACCAGAUUACAUAUUAUUUCAGCAAAAUGUUGAGAUGUGUUUUAAGGAGCUCUUAGAACCUCAGCACAUCUUCUGGGCAUCGACUCUAAUAGCUGGUCUAUUAAAUUUUGAGGAAUGCUCUCCCAUUCUUCUUGAAUCAUUAUUGCCAGCUCUUGAAGGAAAGUCUCCAACACUGUGUUGCGAACCUUACUCAGAAUUGGAGAAGGCGAUGCCAAGACAAAAAGAUAAUGAACCGUUUAUGAUAUGGCUUUUUGAUGAAAGUGGAAACAUACAUAAGAAACUUAAUUCUGACAUCGAAGAUUCCAUUAGACAUUGUUCUUAUUGUCCUUUUACAAGCAAAUGUCAGGAUACACUUAAUACUCAUAUCAAAAUACAUAAAAUUAAGUCUUGCCCAUACUGUAAAUAUACUAAUAAUUCAAACGUACGAUUACAAUGGCAUGUAUAUUCAAAGCAUAAGCGACAGAAUGAUUCAGAGAAUAAAGUUAUAAUAACAGCCAAAAUUUUAAAUUGUAAAUUUUGUCUGUAUAGUACUUUAGCUAAAAGUAACCUUAAUAAACACGAGAAGUGUUGUGAAAAAAAUCCCCAAUCCGAUGAAAUAGGAAAUAAAAUGAAAUAUAUCAAACGAAACAUAAAAAGGCACUCCAAAUUUAAAUGGUUUUGCCCCUACUGCAAACAUUCUAACAUCCAAUGGCAUACCCAUUCGAACCAGGGGUCUUCAAACGAUGCAGGGAGUAAAUUUAGUGGUUCUUUAAAAGUUUUUAAAUGUAACUUUUGUUUUUCGACUACACUGAGUAAAAGUUGGCUGGAGAGGCACGAAAAAGCACAGCAGAGUAAAAUGGAGAAUGACGUUAAAGAUUCUCAAGACUGCCCUAUAGUUACUUCCAAAAAAUUUCCUAUCAAAUCAAAAACAAAAGGAGAAAAUCCCAGACAAACACGAAUGAAAAAACAUACAUACCGUUGUGAGAAGUGUGGUUAUGGUGUAUCAAAGUUAAAAACAUAUAUAGCGCACAUAAAAAGGCAGUGCAAAGAACCACAAAAAAUAAAAACAAACGUGGCAUUGCAAGCCCAUGUGUUUAGUAAACAUAGGGGACUUAACGAUAUCGAAAAAAAAGUCGAGUUCACCUACAAAAUAUUAAAUUGCAGUAACUGUACAUAUGCUACCAUGGUAACAGCUACGUAUAAAAAACACGUUCAAACCUGUUUAGGUCCCAAAAUACAACCAGACAUCCAAUGUCCUUACUGUAAAUACCAAACCAAAGAUAGACAGGCGUUUCAGAGACACGUGUUUCGUUUACACAACGAUCAAAACGAAAUAGAAAAAAAAGUAAAUAUCACCAUUAAAAUUUAUCAUUGUCCCAAAUGUGAGUACAGGCAACCGGACUCGGGACAAUUUCGUAAACAUGUCGAAACAUGUUGUUCCAUGGACAUAAUGCUACUGUGUCCUGAGUGUUUGUUUAGUACUGAAGAUCAACUGGAAUAUAUUACUCACAUUCAAAGUCACUCUAAUGACAAGGAAUUAAAAUGUUUUUACACCAAUACGAUUAUUAAAACCGAAAAUGAUUAA
This is a messenger RNA of Brassicogethes aeneus, 2568 nucleotides long. Lineage: Eukaryota; Metazoa; Arthropoda; Insecta; Coleoptera; Nitidulidae. The record is from the annotation of a GenBank genome assembly.